UUUCAUUUUCCGUGUGAGGCAAUCCUCGUUGGCGGAAAGAAGAAAGGGGCGAUCCAGAAUUUUCCCGCUCAUUUUCCUGCAUUCCAAACAAUGGCACCAAAAUCGGAUAGCGCCGAAGCGAUCGUGUUGAACUUCGUGAACGAGCAAAACCGGCCGCUGAACGCGCAGAACGUGGCGGAUGCGCUGCAGAAGUUCAACCUGAAGAAAGCGGCGAUUCAGAAGGCGUUGGACAGCCUGGCGGAUGGAGGGCGCAUUUCGUUCAAGGAGUACGGCAAGCAGAAGAUUUACCUCGCGCGCCAAGACCAGUUCCAGAUUCCCAACAGCGAAGAGCUUAAUCAGAUGAAGGACCACAAUGCUCAACUGCAGAAGCUGCUAGAGGAUCAGAAGAAGGCUAUUGCUGAGGUUGAAGCAGAAAUUAAGUCAUUGCAAUCAAAUUUGACACUGGACCAGAUCUUUGAAAGAGAAGUAAAUCUGAGAUUGGAGGUUCAAGAAAUGGAGGAGAAAUUGACCAAGUUACGUGGAGGUGUUACUCUGGUGAAGCCAGAAGAACGCAAGGUAGUUGAAGAUAUGUUGUCAGAGACCAUAAGUCAGUGGAGAAAGCGUAAAAGAAUGUUCAAGGAUUUAUGGGAUACCCUCACUGAGAAUUCACCUAAGGAUCCCAAAGAAUUUAAGGAGGAGCUUGGAAUAGAAUAUGAUGAAGAUGUUGGGGUGAGUUUGCAGUCAUACAAUGACCUGAUUCAACAUGGUAAGAAGAGGCCUAGGGGGAAGUGAUGUAUUUAUUGGAAUCAACAGAUUAGGAGUACAGAUUGUUUGGUGUUCUCACCUCAGUGAACAUCACUGCAAAUUACAUAUACCUUAUGUAUUAAGUUUUUACAAUUUAGACCUAGUUUGGGUUGAUUCCCUAAAAUUACAAAUCUAUCUCAUGACUGGAGGAUUGUCAAAAUGCAA
This is a messenger RNA of Cajanus cajan (pigeon pea), 948 nucleotides long. RefSeq names its product Tat-binding protein 1(Tbp-1)-interacting protein (TBPIP) (gene AHP2). The record is from RefSeq and is a predicted model, not a curated record. Gene Ontology annotation, cellular component: DNA recombinase auxiliary factor complex; condensed nuclear chromosome. Gene Ontology annotation, biological process: meiotic strand invasion involved in reciprocal meiotic recombination; homologous chromosome pairing at meiosis; meiotic joint molecule formation. Gene Ontology annotation, molecular function: recombinase activator activity; double-stranded DNA binding. NCBI's taxonomy places the organism in Eukaryota, Viridiplantae, Streptophyta, Magnoliopsida, Fabales, Fabaceae.